This is a messenger RNA of Phytophthora nicotianae INRA-310, 4516 nucleotides long. RefSeq lists its product as hypothetical. NCBI's taxonomy places the organism in Eukaryota, Oomycota, Peronosporomycetes, Peronosporales, Peronosporaceae. Gene Ontology annotation, molecular function: ATP binding; ABC-type transporter activity; ATP hydrolysis activity. The coding region runs from base 223 to 4302 and encodes 1359 amino acids. The record is from RefSeq and is a predicted model, not a curated record. The transcript has a single exon. Gene Ontology annotation, cellular component: membrane. Gene Ontology annotation, biological process: transmembrane transport.
AGUUAUCUGGUGUGUCGCGCUCCAUAUGCGUCGUUCUAUCGAUCUGCAGUGUGUUGCGCUCCAGACUCAUGGCCAUUCGGCUCAUGGGCCAUGUCUGCGAACGCCUCAGCUUGAAGUUGUUUGAGUUGAUGAUUGUAAUGUUGCGCAAGCGCAACUUGGGCAACUUCAGACUUUGUGUGCACCACCUAAUCACUUCAGAUUCCUCCACGCUCAGUCGCAACUAUGCCGCUUCGCUCGCCUUCCGACGGCGGCGACGGCGCCAAAGGGGCCGCACAAGGCCGCAAGACCGAGUACGGCACCUUCUCCAGCUCCGAUUCCGCCCAAGAACCGCAGAAAACGGCCCAGAAAUCGCCGCAGAAGGACACAAAACCCGACGCUAACAAAGUCUCUAAACCUCCAGCUAAUGCGCUUCAUCCCGAGUCACCAAGCACCGCCUGGUGGCGUAAACUAUUCUUCGAGUUCUUCGACAAGAAACUUUUAAACAGUGAGCUGGACGCGAGCCAAGUGUGGGAGCUCACACCCCAGCACACAAGCGUCGAAGCCUCCGCGGCCUUCCGAGAGGUCUACGCGCAAAGCCGCGAGUGUCGAGGAAUGUGUAGAAUCAAGCGCGCAAUCUUCCGCACUCAUAGGUGGAGCCUGACAGUCUGCUGGGUGCUCCAAUUCGUCAGUCUACUGUGCGACGCCUGCACACCCGUGCUGCUGUACAUGCUGCUGACUAUGGCCAUCUCCAGGGAGUACACACAGACGCAAAUAUUUGCUCUACUGGGUCUACUGUACGUCACAGCACUGGCUGAAGUGCUUCUCCAUAGUCACAGUCACUUUUUAGGCUUCAAGAUCCACAUAAAGAUCAUGGGGGCGCUGCGUGCGCUAGUAUUUGAGAAUACUAUCAGCCAACCGGAGCAUAUUCCGGGCCAUGCAGCUGGGAGUUACGACAGUGAGAGCGGCAAGAAGAGGAUGGCGGAGGUGGCGCAUUUGUACGCUGAAGAUGUGGUGAAUGUGGCCAAAAUGGUGAACCACAUGCAGUUCUUGUGGCGGAGCGUGCUGCAGAUUAUAUUUGAACUCUGCAUCCUCGUACAAGUGAUCGGCAUUAAAUUUAAGCCUGUAGCAAUCGCUUUCCUCUUCAUGGCAGUGUUUGCAAAGUUCCUAUCAGCAGCUGGGAGUCGACUACGUCGCAAGCUGCAGAAGAAGAUCGAAGCGAGACUGAACGUGAUUCACGAGUGCUUUAAGGGCAUUCAGAUGGUUAAACUCAAUGCGUGGGAGGAUAAAAUGCAGGAGAAGAUUGAACGCGCCAGGAAGGAGGAGAACAGAGAGCGUCGUAGAGUGAACGUUGUGGCAGCUCUACAGUACUGCGUUGGAGUGGACUCGCCCAACUUGGCCUCUAUAUUCAUUUUCGGGUGGGUUGCGCUGCAAGAUUCUAGUGCGUUGUCACCAGCGCGAGUUUUUCCGGCGCUUUUGUUGCUGCGUCGCAUUAAGACGCACUUCUCCAGUAUCGCGGUGCUUUUUGACGUCGCGAGUAAAGGCCACGCAUCAUUUUGCAAGAUUGACAGUUUCUUGACCGAAUGCGAUGCUAAAGCUUGUGCUCGAAACCAGACCGAGGAUUGUCGGCGUCCACAGAUUAGCACUGCCGGCUCCAGCGCGCCAGAAACUGUAGUGGCGAUGGAGCAUGCAUGCUUUGGUCAGUCAACGGAAGAAGGGAAGGCAUUGCUGGCUAACGUAACAUUCCGCUUACGGCGAGGACAAUUGGCUAUGAUUCAGGGGAAAGCAGGUGCUGGAAAGUCCACAAUACUCAAUGCACUGCUGGGUGAUAUCGAAUGUCUUGAUGGGAGCGUUUAUAUCGCUAAAGAUUGUCGGGUUGCAUACUGUGCACAGGAGCCGUGGCUGCAGACGCUGAGUAUCCGCGACAACAUCCUGUUUGGAUCGGCUUUUGACUACAAGAAGUACUGGUGUGUGGUCGAAGCGUGCUGUCUGAAGGAUGAUCUGCGGAUGCUGCCAGAAGGUGACAAUACACAGGUCGGGCCAAAGGGAAUCAACUUGUCUGGUGGACAAAAGGCUCGUAUUGCACUAGCGCGUGCAUGUUAUGCCGACGCGGACGUAUACUUGCUGGACUGCCCGUUGGCUAGUGUUGACGCUAUUGUCCAGAACGACAUUUUUACCAAGUGCAUUGUGGAGCUGCUGCGGUUCAAGACGGUGCUUAUGGUGACGCACAAUCGAGAGCUGUCAUCAUCUAGUUUUGUGGAUCAUGUGCUUCGUAUUGAAGAUCUCACAGUCGUCGUUGAGUCUGCUGAAAAAGGUUGGGAAGUCGGUCGUCAUCCAUCCAGAAGAGUGGAUCCAAGAAACUCACUUCCUCCAUGGAAGAGCGAGGAGCCACAAGACAAUAAGAAGGAGACAUUGCAUCCACGCGGCCUUGCGCUUUGGGAGUCUGCUGCGCUGCCAUUAUCGUCCACAGCAAUGCUUGUGAAACCAAAAUCUACGAAAUCACCAGUGACUUCGAUUACUACGCAGGUACCUGUAACGUCAGAGUGCGUUGGGCUUAAAGUGGCCAGGAAGUUCAAGUGGAAAGAGGAGUGGUUUUCGAUCAAGACGUGGAAAAUGCUCUUGAAAGGCAACAAGUGCAUGCGCUUUCACGUUCCAGCCAAGUUCUUUCUCUUUCUCUACGCUGUCGCUGUCACCUCAAAGGAUGUAUUCCUGAUGAAAUGGAGUGACCGAGUUGAUCACGGAGACGUCUCGUCGAUGAAACACUCAGCGAACGUCUACGGUGCUUUAGUGCUCAGCUCCAUGAUCUCUGGAUUCGCCAGCUCUGUGCUGCAUGCUCACGCGAUGGCCAACUCUGCCAACAUGAUGUUCCAUGAGAUGACUGCAGCGCUGCUGCGUGCCCCGAUGACGUUCUUCUACUCAACACCCGUGGGAGAGCUAUUCAAUCGAUACUUCAACGAUGUUCGAGUGCUAGAUACGACGUUCGCAUUGGCUUUUAUGGCCAUGUUCCGUUCGGCUAUAACGAUUCUCGCUGCUGAUGGCAUUCUCUGGUACUUCACGGGUAUUGCGGGUACUAGCAUCCUGUUGAUCGUGAUGUACGUGGUCAAAGAGUUCAUGACGUUGGGGUUCCUGGUGGGUUUGCUGCAGCUCUCGUUCCGUGCUGAAGCUGCCAACUUGAACUUCAUUUCGGAAGCGCUGGACGGCUCCGCGACGAUCCGUGCGUUCGGUCGACAGCAAAUUAACCGUUUUCGAGUGGAACAUGGAGUGCUGUCCGAUGAACUCAUGAAGGGCCAGUAUCACACUGAGGCGUUCAACCGAUUCGUGCUGAUCCGCUGUGAUCGUGUCCUCGGCAUUCAUAUGUUGCUGCUGAUGGUGCUGCUGUCUAUGAACAACGUGUCUCCAGCUGAGCUUGGCCUGAUGCUCUACUACGUAUUCACGAUCAACUCCGAUGUCUACACGUUGAGCUCCAAGCUGCUGGAAGUUGCGCUGUGUUUGCUAAAUGUCGAGCGAGUGCGCAAGUACGGACUUAUCGAGCCGGAACUGCAGAGUUACGAAGGUAACCCACUGGCAAUCCCUGCAAGCUGGCCACACCGCGGCGAUGUUGUAUUCGAGAACGUUUCGUUCAGUUAUGCUAGUUCGUCGAAUGAUGACAAGCAAUCGCUGGCGCUUUGUGACGUGAGCUUCUCUGUGCAAGGCGGUGAGAAGAUUGGCGUGGUUGGUCGUACCGGAUCUGGCAAGAGUUCGUUAGCGAUGGCUCUCUUCCGUGUACACCCGUUGGCUAAAGGACGCAUUCUUGUUGAUGGGAUUGAUGCGUCAUUGCUGACGUUGAAUGCACUGCGUACAAACGUGUGUAUUAUCCCGCAGUCGCCGCUAUUCUACAGGUGUUCAGUCCGCAACUACCUCGAUCCGUUCAACGAGUUUGGUGACGUAACGCUGCUGGACGCGUUGCGUAGAUGUGGACUCAAGGGCAGCAUGGCCAACCUCGAAGCCGAGCUGUCCGACAACGGCGAGAACUGGAGUUUGGGUGAACGACAGAUGCUGUGUCUCGCGAGAGCUGUGUUGCGGCCGUCACGUAUCGUGGUGCUGGAUGAGUCUUUCUCUGCUGUCGACCAGACGAAUCAGUCGACGUUGCUUAAUGUGCUCGAUACGGCCUUCCGAGACUCAACACUUUUUCUCAUCACGCAUCGGUUGGAUGACGUACUUCAGUUCGACAAGAUCCUGGUCAUGCAAGAGGGACAGGCGGUUGAGUUUGGACCAGCGGAGGACCUUGCGGCAGACCCAGACAGUGCGUUUUAUGAGUUUCUCGAAACGACGCUAUUGACGUACUAGUGCGGUGUCUUAUCGAGGCAGGAACAUAGAUUCCAGAAGGUAAAAUGUAAACUACGUAGUAAUACUUAACGUUUUGCUAAGUUACAAGUAAUAGCAUUGCUUUGUUUGUUUGUUUGUAGUAGGAUAAAAUGCAAGUGCAUGUUUAACCACAACAAGAAUCCUACGAGUCUCCAGUUAGCCUACAGCCCGUGUCACAAUAACUAGUUAUGAUCCA